CUUGAUUCCCUGCUUCAAAUCGUAGUAACAUUGCCAUGGCCAGCCUCACCUCUGCAGCAGCUACGGCCCCUUCCUUCGCCGGGCUCAAGGUCGCCGCCCGAAGCGGCGGCGGCGGCGGCGGCAGGAGAACGACCCAGCCGAUGGUGGUCCGGGCGUCGCUGAGGGAUGCCGCGGGCUUGGCGGUGGUCGCGACGGCGGCGAGCGCGAUGGUGGCGGCGAGCAACGCGAUGGCCUUCGACGUGCUGCUGGGUUCCGACACCGGAGAGCUGGCGUUCGUGCCCAACAGCUUCUCGGUGGCGUCGGGGGAGACGAUCGUGUUCAAGAACAACGCGGCGUUCCCGCACAACGUCGUGUUCGACGAGGACGAGAUCCCGAAGGGGGUCGACGCCGGGGGCAUCUCAAUGGCGGAGGAAGACCUGCUCAACGCGCCGGGGGAGACCUACUCCGUCACCUUGAAGGAGAAAGGCUCCUACAGCUUCUACUGCUCUCCCCACCAGGGCGCCGGCAUGGUCGGAAAAGUCACCGUCAAUUAGAAGGAAAAAAAUUGUGAAGCUUGCACGCUUUCACUCUUUUGUACGAGUCGCCGGCCGGUGAUGAAUAUUUAUGUAUCUUUAUGCAUGUUGUCUCAAUUAUAAAGUCUUUGAUUUUUGCCAAUACAAUCAAUAAAUUGGAACGAUUGCAACAA
Molecule: messenger RNA, 685 nt
Organism: Zingiber officinale
Lineage: Eukaryota; Viridiplantae; Streptophyta; Magnoliopsida; Zingiberales; Zingiberaceae
Product: plastocyanin-like
Exons: 1
Coding region: 36-533 (165 amino acids)
Cellular component (GO): chloroplast thylakoid lumen
Molecular function (GO): copper ion binding
Source: RefSeq, a predicted model, not a curated record